Staurois parvus is the source of this 628-nucleotide messenger RNA. The record is from the annotation of a GenBank genome assembly. Lineage: Eukaryota; Metazoa; Chordata; Amphibia; Anura; Ranidae.
UUAUAUUAGUGCAGAACACUGUACCUUUAAUUUAAAUGCCCUUGGAGUCUGCUGGGGAAGAGAACUAAUACUGUCAGUCAGUAUGACAUGCAGAUGAGUGCCGUCGAUCUUAGAAUCACCGCACACUUCACUCAUUUGGGCAGUCACGGGGCCAAAACCAGAGUGUGGAGCCACAGUGUGGCGGUGGAGGCAGCAGCAAUGGGAGGCCAUACAGCACCCUAUGACAAAAUGGAACCCACCAGCAGUGUGAGGAGACCUGAAAGUGGCACAUGGCAGAGUGUGGCGAUGGAGACAGCAGCAAUGGGAGGCCGUACAGGGACCCAUGACACACUCUGGACCUGGCAGCAGCAUGAGGAGGCGGUACAGGGGCCCAUGACAGAUUACGGGCCUGGCAGCAGCAGUGGGCGGGCGGUGGAGGCACAUGGCGCAGGGUGGCGGUGGAGGCAGCAGCAAUGGAAGGCCAUACAGCACCCUAUCACAAAAUGGAACCCACCAACAGUGUAAGGAGACCUGAAAGUGGCACAUGGCAGAGUUUGGCGAUGAAGUCAGCAGCAAUGGGAGGCCGUACAGGGACCCAUGACACACUCUGGACCUGGCAGCAGCAAGAGGAGGCGGUACAGGGGCCCAU